AUGUCGGAAGAACCGAGGACGACGAUACUCCGUCCUCGCACGCCGGAUCCCACCAAAUCCCCCAUCGAGACGACGCUCUCGGUGACAGAGCUCGCCGUCCUGGGCCCGGACAUUUUCACAAACACCCGACCACAGUGGACGCCGCCGGGCGCGCGGGGCAUCUACGGCGGCAGCGUCAUCGCGCAGUGCCUGGCCGCCGCCCAGAGGACCGUCGCGCAUGGCUUCCUCCCGCACUCGUGCCACUGCUACUUCAUCCUCGCCGGCAGCUCGGGCCUGCCCAUUCUUUUCCAUGUCGAGCGGGUGCGCGACGGCCGCAGCUUCGCCACCCGGACCGUCCAGGCCAAGCAGCGCGGACGCUGCAUCUUCACCACCACCAUCUCCUUUGCCAAGGAGGACAAUGAGGGCAAGAGGACGGUCGAGCACGCCGCCGCCCUGCCGGGCGACAUUCCGCCCCCUCCUUCCGACAGCCAGAGCGACAACGCUUCCGCGGGACGCGGUGCCGGCCCCUUUGAAGCCACGCGCAUCGACGUCCUCCACGGCAACGACCCAGACCGCAGGCCCCACGAGAAAAAGUGCCGCACCUGGAUGCGCGCGCGGGGCCGCAUCAGUCCCGAGGGCGGCACGCAGGCCCACCUCAACGCGCUCGCGUACAUGUCGGACAGCUACUUUAUCGGGACCGUGUCGCGCAUCCACGGGCUGUGGCGGUUCCCCUUUCGGCCCUCCGAGAUCGGUGCCCUAGAGGAGCCGCUGCGGUCGCAGGUGCGGGCCGCGCUGGCGAACGAGAGCAUCGCCGGCGAGGACGUCUCGGACGAGGAUGUGGCGCGCGAGUGGGAGGGUCGACCGAGCGUGGGCAUGCUCGUCAGUCUGGAUCACAGCAUCUACUUCCACGAGCCGAGCAAGGUGCGCGCGGACGAGUGGAUGUUUAGCGAGAUGGAGAGUCCGUGGGCCGGCGGGGAGAGGGGUGUCGUGAUGCAGCGCAUCUUCUCGCAGGAUGGGACGCUGCUGGCGAGUUGUGUGCAGGAGUCCAUGAUGGGCCGCAUUGACCAAGAUCUCCUGCCCAACCCGCAUGAUGCUGAUGAUGCGCAGCCAGAUGUCCACCCCGGAGAUCCAUAUGGUCGAGACGCAGUGCACGCGCAGUUUGCCCAGUGGUACGACAAGAAUGCGUCUGUCAGCAAUGGCCCUUCCAACUGCGCCACGCACAAGGGCAAGGCAGACAUGUGGUGCCGUGCCUGCAACAUGAACGGUGAGUGGCAGAAGCCAGGUACUGACAACGGCCAGAGCCACGACGGCGACCAAGACGUGGCCCCUCUAGACGAGCCCAAGCCUCACGACGUCGAGGGCCUGCGGAAGACUUUUGAAAAGUUCGGCAUCAAGUUUCAUCCCAAGGAACAGACUCUGAGCGACCUCGUUCGUCUUAUUCAAGACAAGCCCAUGCGGACCGACGCCGAGAAGGUGCGCGACACAUUUGAAAAGUACGGCAUCAAGUUCCAUCCCAACUAA
This is a messenger RNA of Emericellopsis cladophorae, 1500 nucleotides long. RefSeq names its product Acyl-coenzyme A thioesterase-like protein. The coding region runs from base 1 to 1500 and encodes 499 amino acids. The transcript is spliced from 2 exons. Lineage: Eukaryota; Fungi; Ascomycota; Sordariomycetes; Hypocreales; Bionectriaceae. Gene Ontology annotation, cellular component: peroxisomal matrix. The record is from RefSeq and is a predicted model, not a curated record. Gene Ontology annotation, biological process: acyl-CoA metabolic process; fatty acid catabolic process. Gene Ontology annotation, molecular function: fatty acyl-CoA hydrolase activity.